This is a messenger RNA of Opisthorchis viverrini, 971 nucleotides long. RefSeq lists its product as hypothetical. The record is from RefSeq and is a predicted model, not a curated record. Bases 1 to 864 code for a protein of 287 amino acids. NCBI's taxonomy places the organism in Eukaryota, Metazoa, Platyhelminthes, Trematoda, Opisthorchiida, Opisthorchiidae. The transcript has 3 exons.
AUGCGACAAAAUUGUCCACUUUGGAGGGAGCCAAGGUCGAGUCAGCCUACAAGCAACCCCCAAAUGAGGUUUGGUGGCGAGUUUAGCGGCCCUUAUUGCAGAAUCAGCCCUAAUAACAAAAAUGGCGUUCAACUGCGGGCUUCUAUGUGUUUUAAGCCAGCAAAAUCCCAGACAAAAGUAACUUACAGGCAGACGAACCAAACAACCAGGUUCUCACGAGCUUCACCAUCCAGUGCGUUUAGUCAGAAAAUCGGAGUAAAAAAGCAGCCCAUUUGGCCUUCCACAGUACACAUGAACAUGUUGGAUACUGAUGACAGUACCCGUAUCAUAACCCUUCAAAUACGUCGACUUCGUGGUAUAAGUACACAAAUGAAGCGGUUCUCUCAUUUCACAUUUCUAAUUGAAAUUUUGGGUCGGUGUGUCUCAUGUAGUGAUCAGUUCUCCAAUCUUCCCGGAUUCCAGUUUGCACUUGAGGAUUGUGAACCAUGUAAUGGCUCGGCGCGUCCAACCGUAAACUGCGUGUUUUAUGAUUUUGACGGGAUCACACCCACCGUUCAAGCCGGAUAUAUAUACAGGUGCGUUGGUCGCUAUCAUGCUGGACACAAGAUUUUCCAGUGUUUCACCAUCGAACAGUGUGACGACGACUUGAUGCGUUUGGUGGAAACCUUUCAGUUUCAUUCGGAUCGAGAAUUGUCAAAGGUCAUUCAGGCUAAGAACAGCUCAACAGAGUCUGCCGUGGGAAAGCGAGCGGUGCUAAAAGUUUCUUACACUGGUCUGACUGGUAGCUAUGCACCCAAAAUCAGCUCCCGCAAUAUAGCCAGUGUUGCGGUACAUGAUCAAUAUGCUCAGUACAAUUUUUCCUGACUUUGUAUCAUUGGAUACCUGUGUUGUUUAUACAUUCCACUCGAACUUAACGUAGUUUGCCUCCUAGAACUAAGUAAGUGUUUGAUUGUAAGUGUUUGAUUGUGGCA